CUUGGAAAUGAACUUCCCAUGCCUAUACUAUUCUAUCGGGAAUUACGGAUCAUCGAGCACCUAAAAGGCAUGGUGAGGGAGACUGGGUAUUAUGAUACAUUGGGCGUCAAUGUUGACGCCACUUAUUUUGAGAUAAGAAAGGCUUACUAUCUCAAGGCAACACAAGUUCACCCGGAUAAAAAUCCUGGAGAUCCCAAGGCUGCCGAAGAAUUUCGGGCACUUGGUGAAGCUUUCCAGGUUCUAAGCGAUCGUACCAUGCGUGCACGGUUUGGGAAGCAUGGAAAGCUAUGCAUAUCACAGGACUACUGGAUACACACUGAUACUACAUAUUGUAUUAUGUUCGGGAGUGAACGUUUUGAAGAUUAUAUUGGUCAAUUUGCUAUGAAUACUUUCUAUUCACUUCUUGAAAUGGAAGAAGAGACCCUGGAUCUUGAAGUUCGCAAGGAGAAGGCAAUAGAGAAGAUGGGAGCAUUCCGGAAGGAAAGGGAAGAAAAACUUAUAAAGUUUAUGAAAGAUCGCAUCCAACCAUUUGUUGAUGGUCGUAAGGAUGAGUUUGUGAAAUUGGUAGAUUCAGAAGCACGAACCCUCUCAACCGUUGCCUGUGGCGAGUAUAUGCUACAUUCAAUCGGCCAUGUUUACUGGGCGAAGGCCAGACAAGAGCUUGGAAAGAAGCGUGCGUUUGGUGGUUUAGACGGAUGGGUGGAGAAUAAAGGUCCCAGGGCAUACGAGAUGCGGCCACAAAUAGGAUCAGCUAAAGAGGCUGAACGUGUAGUUCUACAACAAGACAUGAUGGAGCCUGAGGACUUUGAAGAUCGCUUCCGGACGCGUAUUAUUCAAGAUUUAGAAGCUCCAACAUUUGGUAUACGAUGGGAUGCUGCUAUGCUUGAUCUUGUGAUAACUUUGUCAAAUGUCUCCCAUGCAAUAUUUAAAGAACCCACUGUGCCGGAGGAUGUUCUAAAGUUACGCGCUGAAGCGUUGGAGAUGUUCGGCAUGAUCUUCCAAGGUGCAACCGCUCCUUUCCUGAGAGAAGGCAGUCUCCGUAAUGAAGAUGAAGUAGAAUAUCCAGAUUCUGAUAUGGAUAUGUAAUUGAUCACCGUAAUUGCUUCAUGUACGUGCACAAUGUUAUGUGGGCAAAUUUGAAGGUUUUAGGUUGGGAUCUAGAAACACUUUGAUUGGGUCGAGAGAAUGUGAUUGUAGUAAAAUUAUACCAUUUUCUUAUAUAGUUGAUCUGCCUGGGUUGGUUUCUAUGUAUAUAUCAGAAGCACUACACAUGCGAUCGAUGCAUGUGAUGCAAGUGGCUAAUGGUAAUCAAAUCAGAAAAAAGAAAAAGAAAUGCGCAUGAGAAAGAAAA
Prunus avium (sweet cherry) is the source of this 1351-nucleotide messenger RNA. Lineage: Eukaryota; Viridiplantae; Streptophyta; Magnoliopsida; Rosales; Rosaceae. The record is from RefSeq and is a predicted model, not a curated record.